Messenger RNA from Heteronotia binoei (common prickly gecko), 9987 nucleotides. It is a transcript of the gene TACC2, whose product is annotated as transforming acidic coiled-coil containing protein 2. The record is from RefSeq and is a predicted model, not a curated record. Gene Ontology annotation, biological process: cerebral cortex development; mitotic spindle organization; cell population proliferation. The coding region runs from base 47 to 9547 and encodes 3166 amino acids. The transcript is spliced from 24 exons. Lineage: Eukaryota; Metazoa; Chordata; Lepidosauria; Squamata; Gekkonidae. Gene Ontology annotation, cellular component: cytoplasm.
CUGCCUUUCUCAACAUACUGAGUGAUCCUGAAAUCUUGGCUUCAAAAUGGGUAAUGAAAAUAGCAGCCCAGAAAAUCAGGAUCCUCCUCCAGUUUCUGUUCCAGAAUCAGACCAGCCAACUGGUAAUGAGGGAGAAAUAAAAAAGAAAAAACAGAGGAAAAGGGGUGCAAACAGAGCUAGUGGACAAGACAACUUGGAUCCCUCACCUGCAGAGAACAGAGAUUCUGUUGUUUCAUCAGCUCCGCCAGAUGAUUUCUCUGCCAUCGCUGCACAAGAUACAAGUGGGAGCUGGCCUGUGGUGUCUAAUUGGAAGGAAAGCAAAACCUUCCAAACUCCUACCCCAAAUAAUCUUCUUUUUGUUGGGCUUGGUGUAAAGGAAGACUCAGGGUCCCAUAUCCCAGUCAUAAGCAGCCUUAGUAAUGAAGGUCUCUGUAACCAUGCUAAUGAAGAAUCAGCCAGUGCAAACCUACUUGCAGCAUCUACAGAGGUGACGGCAUCAGAUAACAUCCUACAUGAACAAGAAGAACAAGCCGGGUCUGAUUUCUUUGAAUUGCCUGAAGAAACAAAAGACAGAAGACAGCCUGUCUCAAUGCUUUUGGCAGAAUGCGCUAUGGAAUCAGCUGCAGGGAGUCUUGCAAGUGGCCAAGGGGAGUUGCCUUCACUAGUGUUUGACCCAAAGUUGGUGAAUGACAAAGAAACUGCAACUAUUUCUGCUAAGUCUAUAGACAGCGACUCAAAAGCUGGCCAGUCUACUACUGCUCUUGCCAAACAGAAUGAGGGAGAUCCAGGUAGUUCUGGCUUGGAACAUAGUCCUCCCCCAGAUGCUGCUUGGAUGCCAGGAGCUAGAGUUGCACAAACCAAUCCAAGUGGAUUAGAACCACUACAGCAGAGCGAACAGCUGAGUGACAGAAGGGAGACACAUGUCAUCUCAUUACCCAAGACCAAAGAAGGGGGAGAUGAAAUGAUCACUCAGGAGACCAGCCGCAAGGCAAGAUUUUUGGAAAUGGGUCACGAGGAGCUAGCUAUAAUGAAGCUAGGUGGGCAGAACACAGAUGGUGCAGACAGCCUGGUAAUGGAAAAGGAAACCUUAAUCCCAAAUUAUCCCACAACAGGAGGUUCAGACAUUGAAAAAUAUGGAACAGUUGCUGAUGGACUGAGUUUUGUUGCGUUCACUGCGGCUAUGGAUGAAUGUAAUAAAGAUGCAGCAACAAGCAAAGUGGAUGGACCCUGCCAAGUGGUCCCUGAGAAGAGUUUUGUUGCAUUCACUGCACCUAGUGAGGCAUGUAAUAAAAAUGCCUCAACAAGCAAAGUGGAUGAGCCCUGCCAGGUUUUCCCAAAGGAGAACAAGGCACAAUCUGCAUCCUGCCCUGUUGUACCCAGUUUGUCAAUUAACACACCAGAUCCAUCUCUGAUACCUAUAUCAAAAGAAGAUACUAGGGAUUUUCAGUCUGAAAAUGAAUGGCCAAAUAAAGCCAUUAAUAAAGAACCAACAACUCAUUCUGUUACUGGAAAGGAAAAUCACCGUAUGGGUUUUAUAGUGACCUCAGAGCCUUCCAGGGUGUUUUUUUUGCCUGAGGAACAUGAUGAAGAAACGUCAUCUCAGCACAGAGCAGAACAUGUUGGCAGCAAUAAAAUAAUGAAAGCUGAAUGUGAAAAUGGGGAGAAUCUUACUGUGUUUGACCCAGAAAAUCUUGCAAAUAUUAUCAAGGAAGAUUCUGAAACAGAUCAAAGAUUUCCCCUAAAGGAAAGAACAACAGACUUUACCAGUGAGAGCAAGCUUCCAGAGCUCAUCAAAAAAGAAAAUAUAGUACUUGAGGAAAACAAAGACAUUUCUUUGGGAGCAGUUAGAAGUCAUGAAAGUCUGGUUUUAACAAGUCCUGUUGUACCUGAAAAGGUGAACAGCUUCCAGGAGGCAGCGCAAACUGCUGAUAUUAACAAAAGGCAGGACAGUCUUGGUGUUAACUGGGAUGAUCACUUGAACUCUCUAUUAAACAUUUUAAAAAGUGAUGCCAGUGAUGAAGCACCGGAAAAAAUCUUCAGUUCAGAAUACAAUUUGAAUGCACCUGAAGUUCUUUCACUUGAAUUAAGUCAGGAAUCAAAGACAGAGAAAACAGCUACACAUGACAAGCAGGGUAAGGGCAGCUUUCUGCUUGUUGAAGCACUACAUUUACAAGGGGCAAAACACCCACAGAGUUACGAUUUUUUAAACCUCAGUCCAGAAAACAGCUCACCAGCCUAUAAAAUGGCUGAGAAGGUUUGUUUAGCAGAUGUGCAUGGUUCACUUCUGGUGCAGUCUGAUAACGGUAUGGUUAAGCAGAAUAAGCAAGACGGUUCCUGGAAGCAUCCAACAAUUAAAAACAUUGUAUGGGAGACAGAAGGCAAAGCAGUGCAAGAAAUAACUUCUGGAUGCAGUCUGGCAUUUGAAGAAAAAUUAUCCAGUCUUGAGCAUCAGGGCUUAAAUGAAUCGGCAGGGAUUGCUGAAUGUGUCACAUUGGAAAAAACAAAGAUCCAGAAAGAUGUGUACCCUUUGGAAAGGGAAAACCAGACAACCAGCGAUGAUGCUGGCAAUGUACCUGUUCCUGUUGCUGAACUAAGCACUGCUGAGGAUAUAAAAGAAAGUCAUGAAAUGGGACAGGAGGUAUACAGGACAGAGAUGAAAGGCCAGGCAAAUGACACUGCUUUAGCACAGGAAACUGAGCGCAAAUUGGACUCCCCACAGCAACUUCAGCAUGAACAAGUGACAGAAGAAAAUUACCAAAGUACAAAAGAGGGCUGUUCAGGCAGCCCAAUUCUUUCAGCAACCAUUACGGAGACUGGUACCCAGGAACUGAGGCUGAUUUCUGAAGACUUACGUGAUAGAAGCAGAAGGGAGCAUGAUUAUCCUCCAAAGAGUUAUGACAGUGAAGUGUCCUUAGAAACUCUUCAGAACAAAGAUGUCCAAUGCACCACAGUGGUUUUAAUACCAUCUCCACAAGCAAAACAAGAAGAAAGUCCAGAAUCCCUUGUAUUAGUAUGCUGUAACCAACAAGACAUUUCAAGCUCAGAAUGCAAAAAUUACAACGGUGACACAGUUACAGGUCUUGAUGAACAAGAGCUUGAUGCGAUAUAUUCCAAAAGGGAACACUCGCUUGUAUUAAAUGAAUGUAACGCCCAUCGAGAACUGUGUGAAAGUGAAAUUAAGGCAGUUGUAGAUAUUCCUGCCCAACCUCAAACAGUACUUUGUGAGCUGGAGAUGAAAGCAAAGGGAUCUUUACCAAGGAUUUCUAAAGUUUUGGGACCCUCUGUGCAAGACAGCAGCCUGCAAACCCUAACAAACCUAAAGGAGGGGGAAAGUUGUCUCAGUAAAGAAACCUUAAGCAACAUCAAGCAGGAUGAUUCUAAUACAUUGACUUCAGACUCUCUUUACGAAGCAAGUCUGGAUGAUGCAUGUGCUAAAGAAUCCAUCACAAAUAAGCAGUUGAGCAGUUUAUAUGGAAUGGCAGGCGACAGUGAUAAAAGCAACACUGGUAUUAUGGAAUGCAUUCCAGCGACACAGAAUACAGACACUGCUAAUGCUGUGCCACAGACUCUGCCAACAGAUUUUAAAAUAACUCCUGCUGAUGCUGAUUCUGAAAGAAACAGAAAUGGCCAUAACCUGUUUAAUAAUCAGACAGAAUUGGCAGGAAAAUGUUCAGAUUCUGAAAUCAAAGAGAACCUGAGUUUGGUUGAUGCAAUAAUCGUGAAUGAUGAACAUGAAAAAAUAAGUUUUGAAAAGGACCUUACAUUCUUGGCUGAUGAAAUUGCAGAAGCACAGGAGUAUCAUCCUCUGGUAUUACCUGAACUCACAGAAACACCUUCCAGCAAUACAUUGUCUAAAAUGGACAGUAUUCAAAAGACUGAGUUUCUACCUGGUGGCUCUGAAGGAGAACUAAUAGUUCUUUCUACGUCAGCAUUUCCGUGCGAACAGCACAUGGUGAGCCAACAACCAGCAGGCAGCUUGAAUGAUGGCAUUGUUGGUGAAUUACAAAAACUGGAGCUGGAAGUUGCAGCUUGCCAAAAUGUCUUAGGUGUUGGUUCUCAUUUGUAUAUUGCUGCUACUGCUACUGAAGACAGCUGGGAAGCUGAUAAUUCUGCAGAUAAAAGCUCAAUAGAUCCCGUGAAUUCUAGAGUACUGAAUUUAGACUAUGUUCCUUCAGAGACAGUCCCAGGGAAACAGCCUGUGAUUCCUGAACAAGUUUUCCAGUUAGAAGAGAGUACCUUACAAAGCUCCGCUGAGACAGGGCAGUUCGAAGGAAGUUUGUCGACAUUUAAUUUCGAGAAGCUGCAGACAGAGAUCUCUGCAAUUAGAACAAAAGGAUCGAAAAGUGAUGUCAGCUUCAAAGCCCAGCAAUGUGACAGCUCAGUGGAAUCUCUCUCCAGCUUUUCAAGUUUAGAAGAGAAGCUUCUGAGCCUUUCAUCUCUUAGUAAGCAAGCAGGCAGUAAUGAGGGUGUUGCAGCAAAUAUCACCUGUGUGGAUGACAAGCAGAGGAAGGGGGUAGAAAAUACACAGAAUGCAGAAAAACGCCAAUGCGCUACAACAGAGAAUUUUUCCACCCCUAAAACAGAAACUGUUAUUCCCACACAGUCUUCAGAACCUGAUGUUCAUACUUCCAAAGCCUUUGGCACUGGCUUUUCUGAUUUCAGGGAGCACAUUAGCAAAAUAUUUGAGAAAACAGUUCAAAGUGCUCUAAGGGCAGAAUUACAGCACCUUUCAGAUGAAAACAUUGCCAGUGACAAUGACAGCCCUGUACUUAAAGAAAGACCAGGAUUUAAGCAUGUAUUGGAAGCCAGAGAUGAAAACAGUGGAAAUGGAAAACCUGAAUGUGACCAGAAAAUGGAAGGAGGCAUGAUGUUUUCAAAGGCUGAAACUUCGAAUGAAGCUACUCAAGAGAAGAUAGAUCAAGAAGAAAAUGGACUCUUGACAAAAGACUCUAGGGAGGAAAAGAUCCUUGUCAAGGAAUAUUGCUUAAGUGAUACAUCGUCUGGAGUAACUUUGUCAAACUCAGAGUGUAAGUUGGAUGGCUCAAAAAUGAGCAAUAAUAAGAUGAAGAUUGAUGAAAGUGAACAUGUUAGUCCCGUGAGCAGUGAUAAUGGUGGUAAUCUAGUAAAUUUGGAAAUAGGAAUAGUACAAUUUGCUAAUGAUUGUGACCCAGGGACAGUCAAUCUGCUAUGUUCUCCUGACAGUAACCUCCCUAUAAUGACUGCUGCCUCCUCAGGAGUUAUUUCAAAGAGUGAUUUUUCUAGUACUACCCCUGCAGAGGACUGUGAUUUAAUUACUGUGCAUAAGACAGAACCAGAUUUGUCUGAAGAAGAGCCAAGUACGGAACAUUGUGGAAAUUUAUGUGACCACCUGAUGCCAAGUAAAGGUGAUGAAAAUGAAGAGAGUAUUUUUAAUUCAGGCAACGUGUCACCAUUGCCAUUUCUUCUAGAUGUCCUUUGUGAACACAAAGUACAAACAGAACAGUCCAGAACAUUGCCAGGUAUAAAUGAGAAGAAAUCUAUUGACUGUAGUGUUUUGGAUGAAAAUUCGCACAAAGAUAAAGGACAUACUAUGCUGGAUGUGUUGGGAAGUGCGAAACACACAGAGCUGUCUCAAGAGCAAGGACAGGGGACAGAAACACAUGGGCUCAUAGAUUACUUAAAAAAUGAAGUACACCUUGAUGAUUGUUCCCCAGGUAACUGUAAAGCAGAACGCAGCAGUGUAGAAGAAGCAAAUGACGCCAUGUUGAGCACAGCAGAAACUGAAGAACAUAUUUCUGUUGACACCCCUAAAAAAGGUAUUACAGGGAUAUUAUUCACUGAGGACAGUGACUCAGCUUUGCAACCCAGCAUUUGUGAUCAAGGGUCUGAUGCAGAAAAGCUUUCAGAAGCUAUUCACAAGAUGGAAAAAAAUGUGUGUUUUAAGAGUACAGAUGCUGUUGUUGCUUCUGCAAAUAGGAAUGGAGAAAAGAAUUGGACACAAGAGAGUUUUCUUCAAAAUACUCAGGGCAAGAAAUCAGCUGCUUCACUCACUGAACUGAAGCAAAAUCUUCCCAGUGAACACCCAAGUAUGGCUACUGAAGGAUUACCUGCUGAAAGCACUAUUCCUGAGUUCUGUCACUCUCUCCUUGCUGUACCUGAGAAGGACGCUAUAAUAGCUGCCAAAGACACCUCAGAUGAGGCAAGAGAUGCCACCAAAGUAGAAAGUUCUUCGGUCCCUGAUGAUGUCAUCAAUUCGGUUCCUACUGUGGUUCAUUCUAAGGAGCCACUAGCUACUACUGUCUUUGAUGGACAUGUUGCUGUUCUGGAUUCUGUUGAACUGACUGCAUCAAGUAUUUCCAAGCCUGAUGGUUGCCAAGAAAUUGACCAUGCCAUCACAUCUUUCCCCAACCAAAGAUCUUUGACUUCAGAACCAGUCCCUGAUGUGGAACUACCUGCUCAAGGAAGUGGGAGUCUAACAGAAGAAAGAAAGAGGAGUUCAGAUUCUGAAGAAGCUUUUGAAACACCAGAGUCUACAACUCCUGUAAAAGCCGCACCUCCACUGCUACAAACACCGCCAGAAGUUCCAACGUUUGAUGUAGAAGAACAGGAAAUAAAGCCUCAACUUCCUUCUGAAGAUACAGGUUUUUGCUUUGACACAGUAUCAAUAACUGAAGUUUCACAUAGUGAAUCAAUUGAAGAAAGUCCAUUCCGUCCUCCAUCUCAUUCAUUUUCUACAGUUUUUGAUGAAGACAAGCCCAUUGCUAGCAGUGGAGCUUACAACCUGGACUUUGAUAACAUUGAGAUUGUAGCUUCUUUGCAAACUGUGGAUCCCAGCUCUCUGGACUCAAGAAGCGGUGACGCCAAGGCACAUGUCCGGAGAAAGUCCACAGACUCUGUUCCAAUUUCCAGAUCUACUUUAUCUCGAUCCCUUAGCUUACAAGCUGGUGAUUUUGAUGGAGCAUCUUUUCUUGGUAAUAACGAGACAGUGGGUUCAGCAACAGAUACUUUUGGCACUGGUUCAAGCAGCGCUUCUAGUACUCUUAAACGAACAAAGAAGCCUCGGCCAGCUUCCUUAAAGAAAAAGCAAUUGGCGAAAAAAUCUUUAGAAGUUCCACCAGUGAAAGAACCAGAACCAUCUGAAAUCAAGCAGGAACCUGCCUCCCUAGGUGGGGAACAGACAUCUGGAGAGAGAGUGGAACCUACUGAACCUGAAAGCACUGAGACUUCCCAAAGCACUGCUGAGAAACAGGAGGCCCCUUCUGUUCUUGAAGCAGCACAUCCUUUUGACUCUAAUAACUCUGAAGAAGUUACUGCAUUUAGUACUGGAGACAACAAAGUACCAAACUCUCCUCCUGUUGGCAAGAAAGCCCUUGCUGUUUCAACUGCACCAGAGGCUGUGGAGGUGACUCCAUCUGACACUGGGGGACAAGAAGAUUCACCAGUGAAAGGCUUAGCAGUUAGACUGGAAUUUGAUUAUUCUGAAGAAAAAGGCAGUGGAGAAGAGCAACAAGAAAGUGUUUCUCUGCCUAAGAAAGUGGGCAAAAAACCUGGUGCUAAAAUGCCACUCAGGAGGCCAAAGCCUAAAAAGCCUGUGGAGAAACUUGACAACACUGCUACCACUCCAACCAAGGCAUCUGGUGAGCCAAAUGACAUUCCUGUCUCCAAAGGCUCUUAUACUUUUGAUAUUGACAAAUGGGACGAUCCCAGUUUCAAUCCAUUUUCUUCUACUUCCAAAAUGCAAGAGUCUCCUAAACUGCCUCAACAAACUGCAGCAACAUAUAGUUUCAGUCCAGAUAUGUGUGAGGACUCCAUUGACCCUUUCAAGUCUUCCUCAAAGGUAGCCAGCUCUCCCACAAAAUCGCCAGCCUCUUUUGAUAUACCAGCUAAUGCCAGUGAAAUCAAUGGAAUGGAAGGGGAUUGUGUCAACAAAUCUGCAAAAAAGAAGAAGACACCACUUAAGACGAUGGUUGAAGAUGUGAUGUCUGUAUGUUCUCUUUUUGAUACUUUUAGGGUGAAAAAGUCACCAAAAAGAUCUCCAUUGUCUGAUCCACCUUCUCAGGAGACCAUGUCACUGCCCACUGCCGAAACUCCCUCCAUUGUAUCCACUGUGGUUCAUGCAACAGAUGAAGAGAAACUUGCAUCUUCCGUAGGCAGUCAGAAGUGGACUUGUAUGACAGUGGAUUUAGAUUCAGAUAAACAAGAUUACCCUCAACCAUCAGAUCUGUCAACUUUUGUAAAUGAAACAAAGUUCAGCUCUCCUACAGAAGAGCUGGAAUAUGGCAACUCAUAUGAAAUAGAAUAUAUGGAGAAGAUAGGCUCUUCUAUAAUCCAGGAUGAUGAUGCUCAGACAAAGCAGUCUUUGUACCUCAUGUUUGAUGCACAGCAGGAGAGUCCAGUCAAGUCUCCUCCAGUCCGAUUAUCAGAUUCUACAACUCCUUGUUCUGGGUCAAGCUUUGAAGAAACAGAAGCCCAGGUGUCUUCUGGAAUAAAAUUACAGCAUCCAGCUUCACGAUCCCUGGCAUCUAGCCAAGAGGCACAAAUACAGUCAUCUGACAAAUCAAAAGGAAAAGAAUUGGAGCCUAUGACCUUAGGAAUCAAUUCAAACAGCAUUGACAUAACCCCAUCUGAGGACUCCUUUCUCUCUGCUGAUGCUCUUCUCAAUAGGAUAUCUCAUCCACCUUCAGUGUGUGAUCAGCUUCAGUAUCUAGAGCCUGACUUAGCUGAAAAGAAUCCCCCAAUAUUUGCUCAGAAACUUCAGGAGGAGUUAGAGUUUGCUGCAAUGAGGAUAGAAGCUCUGAAGCUAGCCAGACAAAUUACUCUGUCUUCUUUCAGCUCCUUAGAUACUGAGAGAGAGCCUGCAGUGUCAUCUGAUGUUUCCAUAUCUAAAAGUACGCUAUACUCCAGGGUAAGCAGCUCAGAGGCAGAAAGUACCUCCAGUUUGCUUUACCAACAGCAAGACUUGGAUUCUGCAUUGAGAGUUGCCAGGGAAGAGGUUGUAACUAAGGAAAGAGAAGUAUCAGAAUGGAAAGAUAAAUAUGAAGAGAGCAGGAGGGAAGUGAUGGAAAUGAGGAAAAUUGUAUCAGAAUAUGAGAAGACGAUUGCACAGAUGAUAGAGGAUGAGCAGAGAGAAAAGUCAAUGUCCCAUCACACAGUUCAACAACUGGUUAUGGAAAAAGAGCAAGCAUUAGCAGACCUGAAUUCAGUGGAAAAAUCUUUAGCAGAUCUUUUUAGAAGAUAUGAGAAAAUGAAAGAAGUUCUUGAAGGGUUUAGGAAGAAUGAAGAAGUGUUAAAGAAAUGUGCACAAGAAUACUUAACACGAGUAAAAAAAGAGGAGCAAAGAUACCAAGCCCUGAAAAUUCAUGCAGAGGAAAAACUGGACAGAGCCAAUGCUGAAAUUGCACAAGUCCGCAGCAAGGCUCAGCAAGAGCAAGCCGCUUACCAGGCUAGUCUCCGUAAAGAGCAGCUGAAAGUGGAUGCAUUGGAAAGAACACUGGAACAAAAGAAUAAAGAAAUAGAAGAAUUGACAAAGAUUUGUGAUGAACUGAUUGCCAAAAUGGGGAAAAGCUAACUUUUAACCAAAAUCAUGGAUUUCAAUCUUGAGUGCAAUAUGACCAUUGGCACACUGAUGUCUACACAUUGAUGUGGACGGGAUCUAUUUUCACGUUUUUGUAUGCACUACUGUAUUUUUUUCUUAAAAUAUUGAUUUGAUUGUAUGCAGUACUAAGAAGACUAUCAGAAUUCCUUGCUAUUGUUUGCAAAUUUUUUCCUAGUAUAAUUCAUAGCAAGUUGAUCUCAAAAGUUCCUGUAUCAGGGAGAUUUGUCAAGGUCUUUAAUAAAUUACAAGUUGCUUAUCCUAGCCUUCCCUUUGUACAUGAGUUCCCAUGUUGGAUGUCUUUUUUGGAUUUAAUAUAAACAUGUAUUACUUGCAUGGGGACUCUUGCCUUAAGGUGUGUAAAUUGGCUCUGCAUUUGCUGAUUUGUAAAAUAAAAUGAAGACUUGAAAAAGUAA